AUGCGUUCGGUGGCACUGACAGUAUGGUUUUUUUUAAACGUCGUACUAUUGGGCAUGUGCGGAUACAUUUAUCUACUUUGGCUACAAUAUUGGCGUCACAUAAGCGUCAAAAACCAACAAACUCAAGAAUUGACUUACACACAACAGCAGCCCUACGUCGAGUAUUAUGACGAAGGCGAUUUCACAACGGCUCAUCAGAAAAACGGAAAUCCGUUAAUGCGGAUGAGUGAAGCGCUUCUAGACAAGUCGGAAAGAAUCAGGUUAUUUAAUUUCAAAAAUAAAAUCAUUGCCCGUCUAAGGCAGGUAAUAAUGAAGGAGAGUAGCAAUUAUGGGUCCGUUAAAAACGAGAACCCUUACAAUGUUCCGUAUAGACCGCAAGCACCGAAUAACGUGAAAAGCGACUGGCCGUGUGAUAUGGCUUCCAGCGUGGAGAAAUUUAGAACAUUAGAAAAAAAUGACAUUGAUCAUAUGUUGACCAAAAAUAUUCCGGAUGUGCCACUAUUUGACGAUAAUGAAGUAUUCGGCACUUGUGCAAUCAUAUCCAAUGCGGCUACUCUUCGCAAUUCAAAUCUCGGAUACUUUAUAGACCAACAUGACUUGGUGUUACGGUUCAAUAAUGCUCCAACAAAAGGAUAUGAAAAAGAUGUGGGCUCAAAGACAACAAUACGUAUUUUAAACUCACAAGUUGUCACUAAACCACAAUUCCAAUUUGUAUCAUCACCAUUAUACAAGCGGCUCAAACUUUUGAUGUGGGAUCCAUCAAAUUACACAUCGUCAAUUAACGAAUGGAUUACGAGCCCCGAACAUAACUUUAUUGACAACUACAUAUCAUUUAGAAAAUCUAAUCCUAGGUCAAACUUUCAUAUUGUUCAUCCACAAUAUCUGUGGCGUCUAUGGGAUUACAUACAAGAUCAUACUACAGCUCAUAUAAGACGCAAUCCUCCAUCUUCGGGAUUUUUAGGAUUAGCAAUGCUGUUGCCGCGAUGCACGGUCGUUAACAUGUUCGAGUUCAUACCGUCUGAAAGAAUGACACACCGAUGUCAUUACUAUCACGAAAAAGUCGACGUGACGUGUACGUUUGGGAUUUGGCAUCCGCUGGCGGCGGAAAAACUUCUGAUGCUAACGGCGAACACCAUGCCUGAUCAAACAGUUUUCCACACAGGGUUCCUCUCAAUCCCCGGUUAUAAGUCUCCGAUAUGCACUUCGUUAUAG
Molecule: messenger RNA, 1212 nt
Organism: Macrosiphum euphorbiae (potato aphid)
Lineage: Eukaryota; Metazoa; Arthropoda; Insecta; Hemiptera; Aphididae
Source: the annotation of a GenBank genome assembly